Didymodactylos carnosus is the source of this 1233-nucleotide messenger RNA. The record is from the annotation of a GenBank genome assembly. Lineage: Eukaryota; Metazoa; Rotifera; Eurotatoria; Philodinida; Philodinidae.
AUGUUUAUUGAUCUGCUAAUUGAAAAAGAUUUCCCCAACGUACCCGGUAAAGAUAUUCUUAAGUUCUUUGACGACAAUCAAAUUACCGUCGAGUUCGAACGGCUCAUCGGAGAUAACCAAUUUGUUAGUCAAUUAAAACACUACGAACUAUCUUUCGGUAAUUCGAAAAAACCUUUUCCGACACGAACUUAUGAAGGUUUGAUAAAACACGCUACAGUCGGAGACUUUACGUACGAUGUUGUUCUAACGCUGAGUGAUCUGGGUAAAGCGUUUAAUGUGACAACACCGUGGAUUAGCGAAUUUGACGAUUUAAUUCAGAGUAAAGUUGAGGAGAAACUUGGCCUUCAUACUUAUCAGCAAUCGACGGAGUCAUUAUCUCCACCAUUUUUUCGCCGAUGGAUCGUGUUCAAUACUCGCGAACAAGUUUUUCAAGUGGUGAAAGGUAUUACUGUUGAAACACUGCGCAACCUUAUCAGUGUUAAGGCCAAUGCGCCAGUGCAAGCAAGUGCGCUGGCACGCGCUCGCCUUCAAAAUGCCUUUUCCAUGUGUAAUCCGGAUGGUACAGCUCCUCGUCCCGUCGAUUUUGACAAAUUUCACGGAUCAUUUACGCCUGAAUUUUAUCUGCGUCGCUUUGCACUGAAAGAUUCGAUCUAUUCGCAACGACUCGAUGUACUCGCCAUUCUACUCGUUCACAUUCUUCAACGGUACCAGACUUGCUUGCCUCCUAUCCGCUAUUGUGAACUGUCCAUUGGUGUUGGAGAUCUGUCCCGUCCCUGGGUCUUUGAUGUACUCUGCAGUUUUCCCGCUCAUCAUCCAGUGAUAGAAGACGAGCACACUACGAUGAGCAGUUUUCGUACAAUGAUUGAAAAAGGCCAUUUCGCUCAUCUCCGUAAUGCAUGUCCAAGAUCGAAGUCUAUCCUUCCUUGCACUCCCAAUGUCACGUACAAAUUUCUGGCUGGCUUCAAUCGACAAACUGUCGUAGCACAUCGCAUAAAAAAUCAACUCGAAGCCCUUCGUUUACUCAACGAUUCUCCGGAUGUAGCAAUUCAUUACAUGCUCGAACAAAUUAUGCAAAGUGAAAACGACGAAAAGUCUUAUGCAAAGAAGGACAAAUCACCAGAGACGGAGUUGGAUAAUAAGGUAACGGUAUAUCCAACACGAGAAGUACCCCCAUUUCUGAUGACAGGAAAGACGAAACUACUGUUAUUUACAUACUCAGCUCCGAACAUGUAG